UUAAAGGAUUUUCUAUAUAAUUUAUUGGAUAUUAAAAUGAACGAUCACGAAAUUGAGAAUUUGAAAACAGAAUUAGACCACGAAAAGACAUGCAGAGAAUCUGCUGCUUGGCAGAAUGGAGAAUUAGAAAAGCAAAUUGUCUGUAUGCAAGAAGAAUUGCGUAAAGGAGAAUAUCCAUGGGAUUCCGAUAACGAUUUACAAAAAGAGAGUAUAAAACACAAGCAUUUAUUAGAAGCUAUAGAUGCUUUGAAACAACAGCUGCUUGUUUUAAAAGAAAAAAUUAAGGGUGCCAGAAUUUGUGGACUAGAUUGCAAGUUAAAACAUGACGAUUUAAACAUUAAUUUGGAUAUUCUUACUCCAGCUGAAUUACUGCGCACUGUUAAACGUUUCGAGAGACUUAAAACCGAUUUGAUAAGUACACUACGAAGCAGGGAAUGGCGUUUGGAUUCCGAAUCAAAGUUGUUUGUACGGGUCAAUGAUCAAAGGACUUAUUUACAAAAUGAACUAAUGAUAUGCCACAAUAAUAUCAUGCGUCUUCAGAAGAAUGGAACAUACUGGCAGACUAUUCCUCGCAGAAACGACGAGAGGGUUUUGGAUCCAAAGCGAGGCCCUAUAAAGAAAAUAUUUGGUAACGAACGAUUGCCGCCUAUUGUUACUUAAUAUAAACGUUUAAUUAUCUAAUUAAAUGACCAUUAUACUACCUACACUUCAUAGUUGACUUAUAUUAAGUUUCUGCACAGCUUGGUCCUUUGAGCCGGAUAAAAUAAAUUAUAUCACUAAUAAUAAAGUCCAAUAAAUAUUCACAAUAGCAUAAAACCUUCUUUUUUUCAAAAGUCUAUUUAAUG
Messenger RNA from Nymphalis io (European peacock), 845 nucleotides. RefSeq lists its product as uncharacterized. The transcript is spliced from 6 exons. Bases 37 to 660 code for a protein of 207 amino acids. NCBI's taxonomy places the organism in Eukaryota, Metazoa, Arthropoda, Insecta, Lepidoptera, Nymphalidae. The record is from RefSeq and is a predicted model, not a curated record.